CAAAGUGCAGCCACACUUCCCAGCUGUCGGCAGGGGCAGCACCGCACGGCACGCGGCUUGGGGAGGCCCGGCCCUGACGGAGCGGGCGCCCCGCGUGCCCCCUCCCCUGCCGACUCUUACCCGGCUGCUCAUUAGCUCUUCCCUUGAAGGGCCGACUUCCCUCCAGAGGGGAAUUCCUGAAACCCAGCCGUCGACAAACCCACACGCCCUCGGAGGGCCGGGCACCGGAUAAAAGCCCUCUGCGGGAGCCCGGCCGCCUUCCCCAGGCACCCACGGAGCGCGGACCUGCCCUGGGGCGGCGCGCCAGCCCGGUCUGCUCGGCUCCCUGCAGGUGGCCGGCGCGCAGUCCCCGAAGGCGCCGCCCGGGGAAAACAGGUUCUCCGAGUGCCCUGUUGGCUCUAGGCUCUGCACUGGACCAUCUCUUUCCGUCUUCGGGAAAAACGCGCCUUGCCAAUGAGUAAUCAGAGCGGUGCUGAGAUGUUAUCACCUGUCACCUGCAAGGCAGGACCCAAGCCCACGCGGAAGUGAGGGGCAGACGGGCGGCUGCAGCCCCCACCUGCCAGCACCGCCUGCCUGGAGAGCGGCUGCGGGUGCCUCUGUCCUUGACGCAGGCUUGGGUCAUGCGGCCAUCCCGGGGGCCCCAAGGCUACCCGUGAAAGGGCUGAGGUGUGUCUGAGGAGCGCCUGACUCACCGCAGGCUGAGAGCAGAGCCCCUGGAUGGAGCUUGUGACCUGGACCCCUCAUGUCUGUCCUGCUGACGCUGUGGGUCCUGCUCCUGCCCCUAGCGACCCCAGGCCUUGGCACCCGGCCAUGGGAGCCCUGCACAGACCUGCGCCCCCUGGACAUGCUGGCAGAAGCGUUCUCUCCGAAUGGCAUUGCAAGCGGAGUCAGGGUGACCCAGGUUCACGGCGUGCGAGGACUCCAGCUCUCGGCCACAGACCCCCACGUCUUGAGCUUCCCUGCCUCAAGGGUUUUCUUCAGAUGUGACCUCUUCCCUGAGGAGUUUUCCAUCGUGGUGACCUUGAGAGUCCCCAGUCUUCCCCCAAAGAAGAACGAGUACCUGUUCACGGUGGUAACAGAGGAGCGGGACACCCUGCUGCUUGGCCUGCGAUAUUCGCCCACCCGCUUGCACUUCCUGUUCCUCAGCGAGGAUGCAGCCGGAGCCUGGCAGACCCGAGUGUCCUUCCGCAGCCUGAUGCUGACGGACAGCCGGUGGCACACGCUGGUCUUGGCUGUGUCGGAAGGCUCCUUCUCCCUCACCAUGGACUGCGGCCUCCCCGCGGACAUAGCGGCCGACGUGCCCUUCCCGGCCAGCCUGUCUGUGCAGGGAGCCCAGUUCUUCAUUGGCAGCCGGAGGAGGACCAAAGGCCUGUUCACGGGCCUGAUAAGGCAGCUGGUCCUGCUGCCUGGCUCAGACGCCACCCCGAGGCUGUGUCCCUGCAGGAACCCCGAGCUUGCUGUGCUGUCCAUCCCCCCCAUCCUGAGGGGCCUCAAAGGGCAGCCAGAAGAUAAUGAGGUGCUAAAAUAUCCCUAUGAGACCCACCUGAAGGUGACACUGGGAUCCCGGCCUCCAUGCACCAAAAUGGAGGAUGCCCAGUUCUGGUUCGACACUGGCCGGAAGGGGCUGUACCUGUGUGUGGGCAGCCAGUGGGUCUCCGUGCUGGCAGCCAAGGAGAAGCUGGACUAUGUGGAAGAACAUCAGAGCCUGUUCACGAACUCAGAGACGCUGGGCAUCGAGGUCUUUGUCAUCCCCAAGGCUGGACUCUUCGUAGCCACUGCCAAUCGGAAAGCCACAUCCGCCAUCUACAAGUGGACAGAUGGGAAGUUCUCCCCCUACCAGAACAUCCCCACACACCAAGCCCAGUCCUGGAGGCAUUUCACCAUUGGGAAAAAGCUAUUUCUGGCUGUGGCUAAUUUUGAACCAAAUGAAAAGGGUCAAGAGUUCUCCAUCAUUUACAAAUGGAGCCAGAGAAAGCUGAAGUUCACACCGUACCAGAGGGUCCCCACCCACAGCGCCCGGGACUGGGAGGCCUUCGAGGUGGCAGGGGAGCACUUCCUGGCCGUGGCCAACCACCGGGAAGGCGACGACCACAACAUCGACAGUGUCAUCUACAAGUGGGACCCGAGGACACGCCUGUUCAAGGCCAACCAGACCAUCCCCACGUCGGGCGCUUACGACUGGGAGUUCUUCACCGCAGGGCCCUACUCCUUCCUGGCAGUGGCCAAUGCCUUCAACGGCACCUCCACCAAGGUGCUCUCCUACCUGUACAUCUGGCUGGUCGGCUCCUUUCGGCCUUUCCAGUCCUUCCUGACGUUUGGCGCCGCCGACUGGGAAGUGUUCCACAUUGGAGAGAGGCUCUUCCUUGCUGUGGCCAACAGCCACAGCUACGACGUGCAGAUGCGAGCACAGAACGACUCCUACGUCAUCAACUCGGUCAUCUACGAACUGAACGCCACAGCGCAGGCCUUUGUCAAGUUCCAGGAGAUCCUCACCUGCAGCGCCCUGGACUGGGAGUUCUUCUCGGUGGGAGAAGAUUACUUCCUGGUGGUUGCAAACUCCUUCGAUGGAAAUACCUUCUUGGUAAACAGUAUUAUUUACAGGUGGCAGGGUUACGAGGGCUUCGUGGCUGUGCACAGCCUCCCGACCUUUGGCUGCAGAGACUGGGAGGCCUUCCGCACCACCACCGGCUCCUACCUCAUGUACUCCAGUGCCAAGGAGCCCCUCUCCCGUGUCCUGAAGCUGCGGACGGUCUGACAGCUGGGGCCCGGGAUGGUGCAGGCCUCGCUGCAUCCCAGAAGCCUGCCCGAGAAGCCCUGGCAUCUCCAGGGUCGUGCCUGGGAGAAGCCUCCAUCCUCCAGCCAGAAGACCUGUCCACCUCUCCUCCCUGGUGGCCGUUUGGUGGCUCAGGGGGCACUCCAGCUGACGAGCAGGGCUGCUCCUGCAAGUCUGGCAUCCUGCUUUAAAGGAAAAGGUCAUACAAAAGUUUACCUCAAAACCAGUGGGGCCUCGUCCCCUCCCCUGGUGACACUCUGCCACUCGCCCACCCAGACGCGGGAACAGGCUUAAUGCUGUUCCAUGGAUGUCAUGCCAGCUAUUUAUUGUACUCUGUCUACACUGAAAAAUAUUUAUGC
Messenger RNA from Manis pentadactyla (Chinese pangolin), 3132 nucleotides. It is a transcript of the gene TSPEAR, whose product is annotated as thrombospondin type laminin G domain and EAR repeats. Bases 743 to 2755 code for a protein of 670 amino acids. Lineage: Eukaryota; Metazoa; Chordata; Mammalia; Pholidota; Manidae. The record is from RefSeq and is a predicted model, not a curated record. Gene Ontology annotation, biological process: signal transduction. The transcript is spliced from 12 exons.